Molecule: messenger RNA, 461 nt
Organism: Funneliformis geosporum
Lineage: Eukaryota; Fungi; Glomeromycota; Glomeromycetes; Glomerales; Glomeraceae
Source: the annotation of a GenBank genome assembly
UAGAAAACUCAAAAUCUCCAAUAUUUCUUCAUGAAUUAGCUGGAAGAAUUACUUCAGCAGGAAAAUACAACCUUAAUCUUGACGCAGAAUUCAUAAUAAAGAAAGGAUUUAGAAUAAAAUAUGAAGAUACCGAUUCUUUGUACCUCACCUGUCCAGAUAGAUAUUACAAAAAAUGUGAUGAAGCCUUCUUCAGAAAAGAACUUUCUAAAGAAGCAUACUGGACUGAAAUGGUUAAAAUUACUAUGAAUGUGAUGAAAAGAUUAGGCAAUCAAGUAAACGCUUAUCUUAGAAUUAAAAAGUGGGAUGUCUUAUCUAAAUAUAGUAUAUUAAGAGGCACUACAGUUGGAAUUUGUGCAUAUUUUGUCAAUAAGAAUGAUAGCUUUCUACUCCUUCCAUCAGAUAAAAUAAUGCAGAUUAAAGAUUCAGAUAAAAGGAAAAAGGAGAUUGAUAUAUAUUCCUAG